Messenger RNA from Passer domesticus (house sparrow), 2472 nucleotides. RefSeq lists its product as uncharacterized. Lineage: Eukaryota; Metazoa; Chordata; Aves; Passeriformes; Passeridae. The record is from RefSeq and is a predicted model, not a curated record. The coding region runs from base 948 to 2255 and encodes 435 amino acids. The transcript has 10 exons.
UUCUCCUGUUUGCCUUGGCUGUGAACUCUGCCCAUCUUCAGGGUCUCGUUUCUUCAGCUCCAGGCUAGAUUCCAUGGUCACUCUUGGGGUGACCAUCAGUUUCACAUGUCCAGGGGUCACCAAUUCUUGCUUUGACUGCAACCCCUGGUGCGAGAACACGAGGCUUGACUCCACUUCCAUCAGAAGGCUGAUUUAUUAUGAUAUAUAUUAUACUAAAAUGCUACAUUACAACUAUACUAAAAGAACAGAGAGAGAAAGAUCAGAAGGCUACAAAGACAAGAAUAGAACAGGAAUCAAUAACAAAAAUCCUGUGACUGCGCAGAGCCUUGACACAGGUGGCUGUGAUUGGUCACUGAUUGAAAACAAUCCACAUGAACCAAUGGAAGAUUCACCUUUGGCACUCCACAGCAGCAGAUAGUUAUUCUUUACAUUUCUUUCCUGAGGCCCUCAGCUCCUCAGGACAGGAAAAAUCCUAGCAGAGGCUUUUUCACUAAAAAUCCUGGCAACACCACAUUUUGCCCAUCUAUGGUGAUCCAGCAGAAUGUCAAACUCAAGAGCAAUGCCCCAAGAGCAGAGGUGGUGCUGGGGAAGAGGAGGCAGGGCUUCAAAGUGUCUCAGGAUGGGUCCCCAGCUGGACUUGGCUGUUAUUUCAGCCACAGCUUGGCCAGCUCUGUGUGAUUCCAGCAACUGAAAGCUUAAGGACAAUGACUCAUCUUUGGGAUUAUGUUUUGCAAUUCCUCCUUCAUCACAGGGACCAUGCUUAGAAGGUUUGCCCCCUUGCAUGGUACGUCCAUUCCCUCCCUUCUCUUUCUAGCUCCUCAUAUGUUCCUUUGUCCUCCAUUUUCUCCAGGCCAAGACCCAGCACCAGAAGCCAAGAGAAGAGCCCGGAGUGUGCAGCUCUGACUGGCUAUCCUCUUGCCAAGAGGUUUUCCCUGGCAAGUCCCUCGAUGCUCCUUCCCUCCAAGCCGUUGCCUCCCAUCCAGAGGAGCUCUCCUUCUGCCACGCCAAGCAAGAUGUGCAGCGGAGAACAGGAGACUGGGAAUGCUGGCAACGGCUGGGAUGAGGAGAGUAGAAAAAGCCAGGAGCUCAGAGCAGAGGGAAAAGGAAGACAGACCUCCUUGCUGUGCUCCACUGGCGGGGAAAUGAAGAAGAGACAAUUGGGAAAAUCUUUGAUCCCCCGUCUGCGCAAGCCAGGAAUUCCCCCUGUGGGCAGUGCUGCUGGGUCUGUGCACAGCUCUCCAAAGAUGGAAUUGCAGGAGUCCCAGGAGAUGAGCGCAAGACCCAGCAGCAGAAGCCAAGAGAAGACCCCAGAGUAUGCAGAUCUGACUGGCUACACUCCUGCCACGAAUCUUCCUGAGACACGUCCCGCUUCACUCCUUCCCUUCAAGCCCUUGCCUCCCAUCCAAGAGAGCUCUUCCAUCAAGCUGAGCAAGAUGUAUGAUGGGGAGGAAGGGAAAGGGAAAAGUAGCACUGACAACGAAGAUGUCAGAAGAAACAACGCGGAGCAGAGUUCAGAGGGAAAAGGACAUAAGACCUCCUUGCUGUGCUCCACUGGCGGGGAAAUGAAGAAGAGACAAUUGGGAAAAUCUUUAAUCCCCCGUCUACGCAAGGCAGGAAUUCCCCCUGUGGGCAGUGCUGCUGGGUCUGUGCACAGCUCUCCAAAGAUGGAAUUGCAGGAGUCCCAGGAGAUGAGGGCAAGACCCAGCAGCAGAAGCCAAGAGAAGACCCCGGAGCAUGCAGGCCUCUCACUGAGUCAGGCCAAGGAGACAGAUCAUCCCAGCAGUCCUGGUCUUAGGAGUGACAAGGAGCGGAGGGACAGCUUUGGAAAGACCCGCGCUGAAUUGUGCAGGUUGGCUAAAGAGAACUUAGAGCAGAAGAAAAUGGAGAUUUUGAUGGAAGAGAUGAAGAGGAGACAAAAUGAGAAAUCAUUGCAGCUUCCUCCAGAGACAUUUGAGCCUGGAGAUGCAGCUGAAGCAAGCUUCAGCCUACCACCUAUCAAUGGCACAGCUCCCAGUGUACAGAGAAAAGACCCUGGUAGCGCCAUGAAGAAAACGGUCGUGAGAAAGCAGGACACGGUGCCCUUACAGCCCAGUACGCCCACCCUCCAUGGAGAUGGCAGCUUCCCACGCAGCUCCUCGGGUAAGCCUGCUCCAUGGCAGCAUUUUCCUGCAGGGGUUUGUCCUUGCAAAAGGAGCACAAACUGCCUCCUGCCUCAGCCAGCACAGCCGGGAUCUUGGGUUCAUAGUGUGUCCUGAGAAUGAACAGCAAAUCUACUUUGGAGUUACUCCAGCUUGGUAGUCUAGAAUAUUUGAAGUCAAUGGAAACAGAGGCACUGUCAGGUGUGAAGGGUCAGGUGUGGCUGUUCCCUGGUUGUUGCUCCCUGGGGAUUGAGCUGGGCCCAGCAGGGCUGGGUUCUUCAGGCUUGGCUUGGUGCUGUCACGAGGCAGCUGCAGGUCUCUCCUCAGGGACUUG